AUGAAUAGAGCAAACUCAGAUUCCAUCCCUAAUGAUCUCCUUCUUGAUAUACUCUCAAGAUUGCCUUCAAAGUCAAUCGCUAGGUUUCGUUGCGUGUCGAAGCUAUGGAAGUCGAGUAUUUGCCAGCCAUAUUUCACCGAGUUGUUCUUCAUAAGGUCCUCCACUCGUCCACGUCUCUUAGUUGGGGUCGAAAAAGAUGGUGAGUGGAGCUUCUUCUCGUCGCCUCAGCCUCAGAAUCUAGAUGAGAAGUCGUCCCUUGUAGUAGCCGCCUAUUUUCAUACCAAGUUAUUUGAAGGCAUACGAUCAUACAGUUGUAGCUAUAGCUACGCUUCUGGUUUGAUUUAUUUCUCUGAUCUGCGGAUCCCAAACGAGGAUGCCGAUGUAUUGAGUGUGAUAUGUAACCCUAGCACGGGACAAUGUGCGAUCUUACCACCUAAACUGAGAACAACCUCCAGCGGGGAUUUAGGGUUUGAUCCGAUUGGCAAGCAAUUCAAGGGUAAAUUAGGUGUGAUUAACUGGAAGUAUUCUGAGGAUGGUGGAUUUCCCCUAGAAUUAUGUAUGUGGGUUCUAGAGGAUCUCGAGAAACAGGAAGUAUGGUCGACAUAUGCCUACACAUUGAGGGCUGAGGAUAAAUUUGUUAAGGUUAACAAAAAUCUUCGCGUUGUUGGGGUGACUGCUUCAGGUGAAAUUGUUUUGGCCAAGACAACGGCAUGUAAACCUUUUUAUGUUUUCUACUUCAGUCCCGAAAGGAACACUCUCCAAAGUGUUGAAAUCCAAGGCGUUACAGAAGAGGAAGAAUGGUAUAACAAUCCUAGAGUUUACUACUUUGUAGACCAUGUCGAAGAUCUUAAUAAGUUCGAUACUUUGAAGAUAGCACAUGCUGCAACAUCAAUAAACCCACCAGAAUAG
This is a messenger RNA of Camelina sativa (false flax), 909 nucleotides long. NCBI's taxonomy places the organism in Eukaryota, Viridiplantae, Streptophyta, Magnoliopsida, Brassicales, Brassicaceae. The record is from RefSeq and is a predicted model, not a curated record.